UCUCUCUCUCUCUCUCUCUCUCUCUCUCUCUCAGGUGUUCACAUUGUCCAGAGGAUGGAAGGCUGUGAGUGGGAUGAUAAGACUGGUGAGGUUAAUGGUUAUUUUCAGUAUGGUUAUGAUGGAGAAGACUUCAUAGCUCUGGACAUGAAGACAUUGACGUGGGUCGCUCCACAACAACAGGCUGUCGUCACCAAACAGAAGUGGGAUAAAGACAAAGCUGAGUUAGAGUAUAAUAAGAACUACUUCAACAAUGAGUGUCUUGACUGGCUGAAGAAGUUUGUGAACUAUGGGAGGAGCUCUCUGAUGAGAACAGACCUCCCCACAGUGUCUCUCCUCCAGAAGACUCCCUCCUCUCGAGUCACCUGCCACGCUACAGGUUUCUACCCCAACAGAGCCAUGAUGUUCUGGAGGAAAGAUGGAGAGGAGCUUCACGAGGACGUGGACAAGGGAGAGAUCCUCCCCAACCACGACGGCUCCUUCCAGAUCAGCGCUGACCUUCAACUGCCCUCUGAUGACUGGGGGAAGUACGACUGUGUGUUUCAGCUCUCUGGUGUGAAGGAGGACAUCGUCACCAAACUGGACAAACGAGAGAUCAAGACCAACUACGUGAAUCCCAUCUACAUGAUCAUUGUCAUCAUCGCUGUUGUUCUCCUUCUUGUAACCAUCGUCUGUGUGGCUGGAUUCUGCCUGUAUAAGAAGAGAAAUGCCAAACGCCCUCCAUCCCCGGUAAACGACCCGGCUGUGCAACAAAUGAUGCUUCCAAAUCAAAAUACCUGAAAGACAAAGAGAGGACCCUGAACCCAGUUUACGGGUACGUUCUGCACUGAAACAAGGAGCAGACCGACACGCUCUCCUCAGAAUUCAUUGGCUCUCAUCGUAUCAGACAUGAAGUGAUCAGAGUUGGGAAUUUAAAUUUAAAUCUUUGAAAUACAAAGAAAACAAGUUUGAAAAAGAGUUGACAAAUGCUUUACAAAUCUUGAUGAUUUAUUUUUUGUCACCUGGAGAGAAGAGAAUCAGAAGAUGAAUCUAUGACGGCAUCACGCCGCUCUUCAUGUGUUGAAGAAAGAUUUGUGUGUUGAUCUAAAAUCCAUCAUAGUUGGAUUUUUCUACUUCUGGUGUUCAGAGCUUUGUGCUAAAACAAAUGUUGGUGAUAAAUACGUUAAUAAAGACACACACACACACACACACACACACACACACACACACACACACACACA
Messenger RNA from Labrus bergylta (ballan wrasse), 1217 nucleotides. NCBI's taxonomy places the organism in Eukaryota, Metazoa, Chordata, Actinopteri, Labriformes, Labridae. The record is from RefSeq and is a predicted model, not a curated record.